Molecule: messenger RNA, 1176 nt
Organism: Fraxinus pennsylvanica
Lineage: Eukaryota; Viridiplantae; Streptophyta; Magnoliopsida; Lamiales; Oleaceae
Source: the annotation of a GenBank genome assembly
AUGUUCGGAGCUCAGCCGUCGUCUGCCGCAGCCUUCGGCACUCCCUCUUCCACACCUGCGUUCGGAACGCCUUCCUCCACCCCGGGGUUCGGAACUCCUUCGUCCACCUCAGCCUUCGGCACCCCGUCCUCCACUCCAGCCUUCGGCACGCCUUCCACUCCAUCAUUCGGCUCGGGGUUCGGCACUUCACUCUUUUCCACUCCAUUCUCCCAGCAAGCGCAACCUCAACAGCAGCAGCAGACUCCUUCACUAUAUCAAACCCCACAGCCUCAAUCCAGUAGCUAUUUUGGCUUUUCGACGCCAUUUGGUGCCGCCUCACAAGCUCAGCCCACGCCGUUCAAUGCUCCGCCUUCAUUGCCUUUUGCGAAUUCACAGUUGACUACUCAGAUGGCUCCUGUUGCUCCCCUUCCCUUUUCCCUCGCCGAUCGUGAUAUUCAAGCAAUUGUAGAAGCUUAUAAGGAGGAGCCUGGGAACUUGAAAUAUGCAUUUAAGCAUCUCUUAUUCAGUGUUACGGAACCUCAGCACAGAGCAAAGCCUGCUGGUGUAUCAGACAUUAUGUGGGCAGAGGCAAUGGGGAAGCUUGAAGGCAUGGAAAGUUCUAACCGGGAACGCUUGUGGCCACAACUUGUGCAGGGUUUUAAAGAUCUUUCAAGCCGUCUCAAGCUUCAAGAUGAAGUCAUGCUCUCAGAUUCUGAGAGAUUAAAGAUGACAAGGAGCAAUGUGAAGAUGCUCCAAAGGCAUUUUCAAGUUGACACUCUUCCUCGGAUUCAAAGGAUGCAACAAAAAGAGCAAGUUCUCCAUAGGCGUCUUUUAAGGGUAAUGAAAAUAGUAGAGGCACUGGAGGGUAAAGGUUACCGGUUACCUCUAACAAAAGGAGAAGCUGAAUUGGCUGAGAAGUUGGCUGCAAUAACUCGGCAGUUAAAAGGACCUGGAGCAGAACUUUCUCGACGGGUUCAAAAUCUGCUCGCUAUUUCACGUGUUCAAGCAAAUGGCCUUGAUGGUGGCUCUCUUUAUCUUCCGGGAUCAACCAAUAUCCACGAACAAAGUCUUGCAGACAUGCAAGAGGUCUUGCAGCAGCAAACCGAGGCUAUAUCUAGGCUUUGCAAUGUGAUGAAGAGAGAUUUCCGAGAUUUGGAGAUCAUAAUGGCUGAGGAUACCGAGAGGAUUAAAGAUUAA